AGUCUUGGCGAGGAGUCGCGGUAGGUCGGCGGGACUUCCGUGUUGGCGGGAUUCUGAACGCUGCCAUGGCUCAGACCGUGCAGAAUGUUACAUUGUCGCUCACUCUGCCCAUCACGUGCCACAUUUGCUUGGGGAAGGUACGUCAGCCUGUCAUAUGUAUCAACAACCAUGUAUUUUGUUCGAUUUGUAUUGAUUUGUGGUUGAAGAAUAAUAGCCAGUGUCCAGCUUGCAGAGUCCCCAUCACUCCUGAAAAUCCUUGCAAAGAAAUUAUAGGAGGAACAAGUGAAAGUGAACCUACGCUAAGCCACACAGUCAGGAAGCAUCUUCGGAAAACUAGACUUGAAUUACUACACAAAGAGUAUGAGGACGAAAUAGAUUGUUUACAGAAAGAAGUAGAAGAGCUUAAGAGUAAAAAUCUCAGCUUGGAGUCACAGAUCAAAACUAUUCUGGAUCCUUUAACCUUGGUGCAGGGCAACCAAAAUGAAGACAAACAUCUAGUCACAGAUAACCCAACUAAAAUUAACCCAGAAACUGUAGCAGAGUGGAAGAAAAAACUCAGAACAGCUAAUGAAAUCUAUGAAAAAGUGAAAGAUGAUGUGGAUAAGCUAAAGGAGGCAAAUAAAAAAUUGAAAUUGGAAAAUGGUGGCCUGGUGAGGGAGAAUUUACGACUGAAGGCUGAAGUUGAUAACAGAUCACCUCAAAAGUUUGGAAGGUUUGCAGUUGCUGCUCUUCAGUCCAAAGUAGAACAGUAUGAGCGUGAAACCAAUCGCCUCAAGAAAGCCCUGGAACGAAGUGAUAAGUAUAUAGAGGAACUAGAAUCUCAAGUUGCACAGCUAAAAAAUUCAAGUGAAGAGAAGGAAGCUAUGAAUUCCAUUUGCCGGAGAGCACUUUCUGCAGAUGGCAAAGGGAGCAAAGGCAGUGAGGAGGAGGUGGCAUCAAAGAAUCAAGGCGAUAGUGCCAGAAAGCAGCCUGGCUCAUCCACCACCAAUUCUUCUCACCCAGCAAAGCCUUCCAGCAGCCGACUGUGUGACACCAGUUCUGCGAGGCAGGAAAGUACCAGCAAAGCAGAAAUUAACUGUUCUAAGAACAAAGACCUAUAUCAAAAACAGGUAGAAAUAAUGUUAGAUGUGACAGAUACAAGUAUGGAUACUUAUUUGGAAAGAGAAUGGGGGAACAAACCAAGUGACUGUGUACCCUACAAAGAUGAAGAACUUUAUGAUCUUCCAGCUCCUUGUACUCCUUUGUCCCUUAGUUGCCUUCAGCUCAGUACUCCAGAAAAUAGAGAGAGCUCUGUGGUCCAAGCAGGAGGUUCCAAAAAGCACUCAAACCAUCUCAGAAAAUUGGUGUUUGAUGAUUUUUGUGAUUCUUCAAAUGUUUCUAAUAAAGAUUCUUCAGAAGAUGAUAUAAGUAGAAGUGAAAAUGAAAAGAAAUCAGAAUGUUUUUCUUCCCCAAAGACAGGAUUUUGGGACUGUUGUUCCACAAGCUAUGCCCAAAACUUAGAUUUUGAAAGUUCAGAGGGGACCACAAUAGCAAAUUCUGUUGGAGAAAUAUCUUCAAAAUUGAGUGAGAAAUCAGGCUCAUGUGUAUCCAAGAGGUUGAAUUCUAUUCGCUCUUUUGAAAUGAACCGGACAAGAACAUCCAGUGAAGCAUCGAUGGAUGCUGCUUACCUUGACAAAAUCUCUGAGUUGGAUUCUAUGAUGUCAGAGUCAGACAACAGCAAGAGCCCUUGUAAUAACGGUUUUAAGUCACUGGAUUUGGAUGGGUUAUCAAAGUCAUCUCAAGGCAGUGAAUUUCUUGAGGAACCUGAUAAGUUGGAAGAAAAAACUAAGCUAAACCUUUCCAAAGGUUCUCUAACUAAUGAUCAGUUAGAAAAUGGAAAUGAAUGGAAACCCACUUCUUUUUUUCUCCUCUCUCCAUCUGACCAAGAAAUGAAUGAAGAUUUUUCACUCCAUUCCAGUUCUUGUCCAGUAACUGAUGAAAUCAAACCCCCAAGCUGCUUGUUUCAGACAGAGUUUUCCCAGGGCAUUUUGUUAAGCAGUUCACAUCGACUAUUUGAAGAUCAAAGGUUUGGGUCAUCUUUGUUUAAGAUGUCCUCAGAGAUGCACAGUCUUCAUAACCACCUUCAGUCUCCUUGGUCUACUUCCUUUGUGCCUGAAAAGAGGAAUAAAAAUGUGAAUCAGUCAACAAAAAGAAAAAUCCAGAGCAGCCUUUCCAAUGCCAGCCCAUCAAAAGCAACUAAAAGUUGACUCAUUAGAAAGGUGUCAUUUGUAGUUUUGUCCUGAGAGAAAUAGAAAAGUUGUUAAAGUUACCUUUUUUCCUCAGAAAAGUUCUAUACAAAUUGGAAUUGAUAAUCUUUAGUCAAGUAUCAAGUCAGGAUGGUGGAUUAACCUGUACCCAGAAUGCUUUUUGUUCAUUUUGAAAAGAUUUUGGUCUUUUCAUUUUUAUUUGGGGGGUCUUUGUGACCAGAGAAGUUAGGGAGGAGGUUAUUUUUGUGUUUUGGGGUUGGUUGGUUUUUUUUUUUUUUUUUUUUUUUUUUUUUUUAACUGAAUUUGAUAUGUAUCUCGGUUGGGUGUACAUUGUUUUUUAAAAAAUGUUAUUUAACUGUCAGAUACAGUGGCCUGUUGAUAAGCCCCACUUGUCUUCAGAACUUGGAUUUUUUAAAUAAAACUUUUAGUGUUGUCUAUACACUGCUCAGUAAGACACUUGAGUUUCUUUAAGUUUUUCCUAGGGUGGAAAUUAUUUUACAUGUCCCUUUUUAUUUAUGUUCAGUGAUGGCCUAAUUUUUCUGCAGGGCCGUGAUUGAGAAAUAGCACUCUAACCUUAGUCCAAUAUUGAUUUACUUUUUUUUUUUUUUUUUGGUUUUAUGCAUAUAUUUGCAUUUUUUAGCAUUGUGUUUUGUCCAGUUUUGUGAAAAUGUUCUGCUAGUAUGAAAGAAUACAUUUUCUAUAUGAAAACAUUUGUUUUAUGUUAGGUAGCUUAUAUUUUCUCAUCUUUGUGUGUGUAUGUGUGUGUGUGUGUGUGUGUGUGUAAAAUCAGAAAUUUAGCAUAUUAUGGAAAGAAGGCAUGGAGCACUUGGGUUUAGAGGGACCUAAAACAUCAUAGCUUCAUUGUUCCAGAUGUACAGGUUUGAAAGAGCUCAUCGCCAAGUUCUUGAUCCACUUACAUUCCAGGGGAGUUUUCUUUUGAGUAAUAUGUUUCUUGUUUGCAUGUUACUGUUCUUUGUGGCAACUAUGCAUGGUAGCAUUUUUGCUUGCUGUGUUUUCCAUACUUAAGAAAAAGAGGUUUCAGUUGACUGAUAGAAUAUCUUUUAUGUAGGACAAAACUUUUCUGUGAAGAGUGUUGAGGGGGUGAGGAUAGGUAAGAGGUAAGCACAAUUUUUAAUUUAGGCUCUGAAAAAGUGUAUUGUUCUGAACAUAUUUGGUAUGCCUAUAUAGGCCUUUAAAAAUGGGUUUGUAUGCUGUUUAAUGUGCACUGAACAUUUUACAUUAAUAUUAUACUGUUUUACAUUAAUACUGCAUGCUUUUCUAUGUGAAUUGAAUAAAGAAUGUCAUAAGCACUGUAUUC
Molecule: messenger RNA, 3564 nt
Organism: Rhinopithecus roxellana (golden snub-nosed monkey)
Lineage: Eukaryota; Metazoa; Chordata; Mammalia; Primates; Cercopithecidae
Gene: OBI1
Product: ORC ubiquitin ligase 1
Exons: 6
Coding region: 66-2246 (726 amino acids)
Biological process (GO): protein monoubiquitination; regulation of DNA replication
Molecular function (GO): ubiquitin-protein transferase activity
Source: RefSeq, a predicted model, not a curated record